AUGCCCCGAAAACGAGUUAAAGAGUAUGAAAAUGUAUUUCAUGUUGACAAUGGCUUACUUUUUUGUAACUAUUGUGACCUUUCAGUAGAAUGGAAACAUAAAUCUACAAUAGAUGCACAUUUCAUAGAAGAUUUAAUUGAAUCAUUUGCUAAUGCAGAUAUUCCUUUAGAAAAAAUUAAUUUGUUACUUCCCUUUUUUAAAAAACAUCUUAAAGAAGGUGGUGCCAUUCCUCAAGCUUCAACUUUACUAUCAGUUGAUUUUUUGGAACAAUUUAAUAAUUCAACAAUUGCACAAACACUAUUUUCGGUAUUACAUUUUUAUAAUAUUCCUAUAAAUUUCCCACGUCUCUUUCUUUCAUAUUCUGCAACAUAUAUGAAGAAAUCAUAUCGAGAUGUUCUAAAGCCAUUUAUGCCACAAUUAAUUCAUCUUCCAUGUUUGGCACACAUAUUAAACCUUAUUGGUGAAAUUUGGCAGGAUUUCCCACAAUUCUCAUUAAUAAAAAACUUUUUGACAAAAAUUAAAAAUUCUUUUGUCAAAUCUUCCGCAAGAAAAGCCCGAUAUAUAGCUCCUUGCUAUUGGCGGGAUUUUUACAAAAAAGAAAGCGAAAUUGAUUCAAGGAAUGAAACAAUAAAAACACGAUUAACAAAUCUUUUGACUUAUCUUGAAUCAAACCCUGCAUUUCAAUCUGUAUAUAAAAAAUUUGAAGUGCAUAGUCCUAAUCAUCCUACACGUCCAUUAUUUCGUGCAGUAUGUCUAUUUGAUCCCAAAUAUAUGCAUACAGGAAAUAAUCGAAGACACAGCAUUUAUCAAUAUUCAAUUAUUAGUGAACUUGAUAAUCCUUCAGAUUACAUUUGGUUACCUAUUUCUAGUUGUGCUGUAGAACGUAGUUUUUCUUUAUAUAAUACUCUUUUAGAUAAGGAUAGACAAAAGAAUCACUUACAAUUAAAUAUGAUGUAUUUUAAUCGUGACUAA
Diversispora eburnea is the source of this 972-nucleotide messenger RNA. NCBI's taxonomy places the organism in Eukaryota, Fungi, Glomeromycota, Glomeromycetes, Diversisporales, Diversisporaceae. The record is from the annotation of a GenBank genome assembly.